UCUUAUCUCUUAACAGUUGCUUGAAAGCCACACCAAAACAGAGAGAAGCAUCUAUCUCUUGCUUUUUGCUUUUGCUUUUGCUUUUGCUUUUGCUUCAAUGCAACAAACAACUAUCUAUAUAUAGUGCAAGAAUUCUUUUUCUCCAAUGUCCUCCACUUUCCUCUAUUGAUACUUCUCCAUAUAUAUCCAAUGUCCUCCUCUUCGUCAGAUGAUGAGAUGACGGCGCUGCAAAAACACGUGGCGUUCUUUGACCGGAACAAAGAUGGGAUCAUCUACCCAUCUGAAACGUAUCAAGGCUUUCGUGCUAUUGGUUGUGGUGUUGCCUUAUCCACCGCUAGCGCUUUGCUUAUCAAUGGAUUUCUUGCUCCAAAGACAAAGCCUCCUGGAAAAUUACUAUCUCCAAGGUUUCCCAUUUAUGUAAAAAACAUCCACAAGGGAAAACAUGGAAGUGACUCUGGUGUCUAUGAUGCCGAGGGAAGGUUUGUUUCUUCAAAAUUUGAAGAGAUAUUUCAGAAACAUGCACAUACCAAUCCUAAUGCAUUAACAGCGAACGAGCUGAUGGAAAUGCUGAAAGCAAAUCGAGCUCCCAAAGAUCGUAAUGGAGCUUUUGCAAGCUGGACAGAGUGGAAGAUCUUGUACAGCCUCUGCAAAGACAAAGAUGGACUGCUUCACAAGGGUACUGUAAGAGCAGUUUAUGAUGGAAGCCUGUUCUUGCAAAUGGAGAAGGAAAGGGCAUCAUCAUCAUCAUCAUCAUCAUCAUCAUCAUCUGGGAAAAAGGCCUGAUGACAAAACAAUUGACAAAAUGAAUUUCAUGAGCAGGAAUAUGUGUGUUGUUUUAAUUGUGCAUAAAAUAAACCAAAGAUACAUUUUCAUGUUUGUGAUGAAAGCUGGCUUUCAACUGCAGAUGUCUUUUGUAGUUCGGAUUUAUUGUGUGGGUGAACAAGUAUAGGAAAAAUAAUUAUCUGACAUAGUGUUUUGUACAAUCGGUAUUUGUUCAAUUUUUUUAUUUUUGUUUUUUAUUUA
Messenger RNA from Dioscorea cayenensis subsp. rotundata (Guinea yam), 1023 nucleotides. RefSeq names its product probable peroxygenase 5. NCBI's taxonomy places the organism in Eukaryota, Viridiplantae, Streptophyta, Magnoliopsida, Dioscoreales, Dioscoreaceae. The transcript has 6 exons. The coding region runs from base 190 to 783 and encodes 197 amino acids. Gene Ontology annotation, molecular function: calcium ion binding; monooxygenase activity. The record is from RefSeq and is a predicted model, not a curated record.